AUGAAUCAACUUAAGAUUAAACAGGGCCGUCUCGUAGAUACAAUUCAUCACACAGCACAAUGGGGUGCCAGCGGUGUGUGGGGGUCUCACCCCACAGAAACUGGCGUUCGUAGAUUGGCAUUAGGUGAUGAAGAUAAGAAGGUUAGAGACUGGUUGGUUGAAGAAGCUAGGCUGUUGGGCUGCGAAGUUAAAGUCGAUGCUGUGGGGAAUAUCUUUGCUAUUUAUCCAGGUAAAGAUAAUCUGCAACCUCCCACGGGUAUGGGAUCACACUUGGAUACUCAACCUACGGGUGGUAGAUACGAUGGUAUUUAUGGUGUUUUGUCCGGUUUGGAAGUGUUAAGAACCAUGAAAGAUAACAACUAUGUACCAAACUAUCCAGUAGCGUUGGUAGAUUGGACCAAUGAAGAGGGUGCUAGAUUUCCUGUUAAUACUAUUGCAUCAGCAGUUUGGGCUGGCCUUCAAACUAAGGAAUACGCAUAUGAUCUUGAAUCCAUCUAUGAUACCGAUAGAGUUACGUUUGGAGGUGAAUUAUCUAGAAUCGGAUACAAGGGAGAAACCGAUGCUUCUCAUGUUACCAACCCUCUUGCUGCUCACUUUGAAAUUCACAUUGAACAAGGUCCUAUUUUAGAAGAAGAGAACAAGAAGAUCGGUAUUGUCACCGGGGUUCAAGGCUACUCUUGGAACCGGGUUAUCAUUAAGGGUAUUGCAUGUCACGCUGGAACUACACCCAUGAAAAGCAGAGCUGAUGCAUUGGAAAUGGCUGCAAAGAUGAUUCUAAAGGGUAUUGAAAUAGCUGAAGGACACGGUGGUCAAGCAACUAUCGGCACUAUGAGUGUUGAACCAUCAUCUAUUAACGUCAUUCCUGAAAGAGUUGAAUUCUCCUUCGAUGCCAGACAUCACGAAGAUGCCAUAUUGAAGCAAAUUGUUGAAGAAGCCGAAGCUGCGUUCACGGCCAUUGGUGCUUAUGGUAAAAACGGUUCCAAGCCACUUCCAGUUGAAUUUACAAAUACAAUGACUUCUCAUUCUGUUAAAUUUGAUACCAACAACAUCAGAACCGUUAAACAGGCUGCUUUGGCGUUGUUUAAGGCUGAAGAUGUAAAAGAGAUUAUUAGUGGUGCUGGUCAUGAUUCAUGUAACACCUCGAGGGUUAUUCCAACUUCCAUGAUCUUCAUUCCAUCCAAGAAUGGUAUUUCCCAUAACCCAGAAGAAUACUCUUCGCCUGAAGAUGUUGAAAAUGGUUUCAAAGUACUUUUAGAGACCAUUAUUCGUUACGAUCAACAGAGGAAAGAACAAAGCAUAUAA
Messenger RNA from Lizanozyma spartinae, 1302 nucleotides. RefSeq lists its product as uncharacterized. The record is from RefSeq and is a predicted model, not a curated record. Gene Ontology annotation, molecular function: hydrolase activity, acting on carbon-nitrogen (but not peptide) bonds, in linear amidines. The transcript has a single exon. Lineage: Eukaryota; Fungi; Ascomycota; Pichiomycetes; Serinales; Debaryomycetaceae. The coding region runs from base 1 to 1302 and encodes 433 amino acids.